AUGUCUCUCUCCAACAAGCUUUCCAUCACCGACGUCGAUCUCAAGGACAAGCGUGUGCUCGUCCGAGUCGACUUCAAUGUCCCCCUCGAUGCUGACAAGAACAUCACCAACAACCAGCGCAUCGUCGGCGCGCUGCCCACCAUCAAAUAUGCCAUUGAGCAUGGCGCCAAAUCCGUCAUCCUCAUGUCCCACCUCGGACGACCGGACGGAAAGGUGAACCCGAAGUACAGUCUCAAGCCGGUUGUUGCCGAGCUCGAGAAGCUGCUUGGCAAGAAGGUCAUCUUUACCGAGGACUCCGUGGGCAAGCAGGUCGAGGACACUGUCAAUGGAGCCAGCGGUGGCCAGGUCAUCCUCUUGGAGAACUUGCGAUUCCACGCCGAGGAGGAGGGCAGCUCAAAGGAUGCUGAGGGCAAGAAGGUCAAGGCCGACAAGGCUAAGGUUGAUGAGUUCAGGAAGGGACUCACUGCUCUUGGAGACAUCUACAUCAAUGAUGCUUUCGGUACCGCCCACCGUGCUCACAGCUCCAUGGUCGGUGUAGACCUCCCCCAGAAGGCCUCCGGCUUCCUCGUCAAGAAGGAGCUUGAGUACUUUGCCAAAGCCCUCGAGAACCCCAAGCGACCUUUCCUCGCCAUCCUCGGUGGUGCCAAAGUCUCCGACAAGAUCCAGCUCAUCGACAACUUGCUCGGCAAGGUCAACAGCUUGAUCAUCUGCGGUGGCAUGGCUUUCACAUUCAAGAAGACUCUCGAGAACGUGCCAAUCGGCGACAGCUUGUUCGACGAGGCCGGCAGCAAGACCGUCAAGGACCUCGUUGAGAAGGCAAAGAAGAACAACGUCAAGAUUGUGUUGCCCGUUGACUACAUCACCGCAGACAAGUUCGACAAGAACGCUCAGGUCGGUUACGCCGAGGACAAGGACGGCAUCCCAGAUGGCUGGAUGGGUCUUGACUGUGGUGAGAAGUCGAUCAAGCUCUACAAGGAUGCCAUCGAUGAGGCCCAGACCAUCCUCUGGAACGGACCUGCCGGUGUCUUCGAGUUUGACAACUUCGCCAAGGGUACAAAGGCCACCCUCGAUAACGCCGUAGCUGCUGCACAGUCCGGCAAGAUCGUCAUCAUCGGUGGUGGUGACACUGCAACCGUCGCCGCCAAGUACGGCGUUGAGGACAAGCUCAGCCACGUCUCCACCGGCGGUGGUGCAUCGCUGGAGUUGCUCGAGGGCAAGGACCUUCCCGGCGUGUCUGCUCUGUCAAGUAAGUAG
This is a messenger RNA of Aaosphaeria arxii CBS 175.79, 1254 nucleotides long. Its product is annotated as phosphoglycerate kinase. The coding region runs from base 1 to 1254 and encodes 417 amino acids. Gene Ontology annotation, cellular component: cytosol. Gene Ontology annotation, molecular function: ADP binding; ATP binding; phosphoglycerate kinase activity. The transcript has 3 exons. Gene Ontology annotation, biological process: gluconeogenesis; glycolytic process. The record is from RefSeq and is a predicted model, not a curated record. Lineage: Eukaryota; Fungi; Ascomycota; Dothideomycetes; Pleosporales.